AUGGAGAGUCAGGUCAGUCGCUGUAAGAUUGUGGUGGUGGGAGACACGCAGUGUGGCAAAACGGCUUUGCUACACGUUUUCGCUAAGGACUGUUAUCCUGAGAACUAUGUGCCGACUGUGUUUGAAAACUACACCGCGAGCUUUGAGAUUGAUAAACAGCGGAUCGAACUGAACAUGUGGGACACAUCAGGAUCUUCGUACUAUGAUAACGUGAGGCCAUUGGCUUAUCCAGACUCAGAUGCAGUGCUCAUCUGUUUCGACAUCAGCAGACCAGAAACACUGGACAGUGUACUGAAAAAGUGGCAGGUGGAAGCCCAGGAGUACUGUCCCAGUGCCAAACUGGUGCUGGUUGGGUGUAAACUGGACAUGAGAACAGACGUCAGUACACUGAGAGAACUGUCUAAGCAGCGUCUAAUACCUGUCACCCACGAACAGGGCAGUACACAGGCACGUGAGCUGGGAGCUGUAGCAUAUGUGGAGUGUUCGUCACGAGUGUGUGUGAACAGUGUGAGAGAUGUGUUCCAUAUCACCACGCUUGCGUCCGUCAGACGAGGCCCCGCCCCUCUCAAACGGAGCUCCUCCCGGGGAGCUCUCAAAAGAAUAUCCCAUCAUCCCUUGCUGCCACUCACAGCACGAACCACACCCCACGAAUCGACGCCCACCCUCAGAAAGGACAGAGCCAAGAGUUGUGUGAUGAUGUAG
Messenger RNA from Chanos chanos (milkfish), 702 nucleotides. RefSeq names its product Rho family GTPase 2 (gene rnd2). The record is from RefSeq and is a predicted model, not a curated record. The coding region runs from base 1 to 702 and encodes 233 amino acids. NCBI's taxonomy places the organism in Eukaryota, Metazoa, Chordata, Actinopteri, Gonorynchiformes, Chanidae. Gene Ontology annotation, biological process: small GTPase-mediated signal transduction. Gene Ontology annotation, molecular function: GTP binding; GTPase activity. The transcript is spliced from 5 exons.